This is a messenger RNA of Phragmites australis (common reed), 1773 nucleotides long. RefSeq names its product protein BIIDXI-like. NCBI's taxonomy places the organism in Eukaryota, Viridiplantae, Streptophyta, Magnoliopsida, Poales, Poaceae. The record is from RefSeq and is a predicted model, not a curated record. Gene Ontology annotation, cellular component: plasma membrane. Bases 271 to 1476 code for a protein of 401 amino acids. The transcript is spliced from 4 exons.
UUGCCGCAGUUCUCACGCAGCGAUACAGACACGGGCCUGUGAAAAAAUAGGAUAGUGGGAGAGCGCCCCAGCAAAGUCCAAAGGGCGUGUGACCCCAUAAGAAGCAGGGCGUGGGCGUGCAGAAGCAGCGCCCAGCACAGUGCCCUCUUGUCUCCUACCUCUGCACUACUCGGCUCCCAUUCCCACCCCCACACCCCAUACUUCUGCUUGUCUACCACAGGGAAGAGCCUGAGCAGGGAGGGAGUGCGGAGGGUUAGAGGGGACUAGGAGAUGGAGCAAGAUUCGGCGAGUAGGAGGUUCGCAUUGCUGGCGCUGUGCUCGGCUCUGUUUCUUCUGGCGGCGCCCGCCCGCCCGGCCUCGGCUGCUGCGUUGGAGGAUGGCCUACUCAGCAAUGGUGACUUUGAGACCGCACCAGCUGGUGGUUUUGUCAAAUCUGCGUCUGUUGCUGAGGGUGCAUCAUCAAUCCCUGGUUGGACGAUCAAUGGCACGGUUGAGCUCAUUUCAGCAGGCCAGCACCAGGGUGGCAUGAUCCUUAUUGUUCCACAGGGCGAUCAUGCUGUACGGCUAGGGAAUGAUGCUAGCGUUGGGCAGGUGGUGCAGGUUGAAAAGGGCUCAGAGUAUGCUAUCACAUUCAGCGCUGCCCGGACAUGUGCACAGCUGGAGUCACUGAAUGUGUCUGUGCUAGGCGGUGUAUCACAGACGGUGGACUUGCAGACAUUGUACAACAUAGAAGGCUGGGAUGCAUACGCGUUGGCUUUUCAGGCAACAGACGAGCAGGCACAUCUUCAAUUCAUGAACCCUGGCAUGGAGGAUGAUCCAACUUGUGGGCCUAUCCUUGACAACGUCGCGGUCAAGAAGCUCUUCACUCCAGAGAGACCGAAGGAUAAUGUGGUGCUCAAUGGAGACUUUGAGGAAGGUCCGUGGAUGUUUCCAAACACGAGCUUUGGAGUGCUUCUCCCGACCAACCUCGACGAGCAGACAUCUGCUUUACCUGGCUGGAUGAUCGAGUCGAACCGCGCAGUCCGCUACGUGGACUCUGAUGAGUACAAGGUUCCCCAGGGGAAGCGCGCCAUUGAGCUUCUGUCGGGCAAGGAAGGCAUCAUCUCCCAGAUGGUGGAGACGACCCCUCAGAAGGUGUACAACCUGACGUUCACGCUGGGCUCGGCGGGAGAUUCAUGCCAGCCGCCGAUGGCCAUCAUGGCGUUCGCCGGUGACCAGGCCCAGAACUUCCACUACUCGCCGAUGGGCAACGCCACCAGCCAGACCGCGAACGUGACGUUCACGGCGCGCGCUGAGAGGACGCGCGUGGCGUUCUACAGCGUGUACUACAACACGAGGAGCGACGACCACAGCUCGCUCUGUGGCCCGGUGAUCGACGACGUCCGCGUCUGGGGCUUGAACGGAGCUGCUGGGUUGAAGGCAAGUCUUGGGCUGCUUCUUGCCGUUGUUGGUAUCGUUGGCUCGGUGCUGUUCUGAAUUUCUCUGUGGCUUUGGUCUGAGUAUUGUCUAAGGAUGCAUGACCUCUUCUGUAAGUCUGAGGAGGCUAGUAGUUUUGGUAGUGAGCUUGAAGUUUGUACCAGGUGUAAUGUGAGCUUAGGCAGAAGCUACCAGAACCUAUAUAUGGUUGCUUAUGUUACUUCCUUUGUGAUUUUAGCUUGCAAUUAUAUGGGAUUGUGUGGUCGGUGUGCCAAGAGCUUGUAAUGUGAGAUGUCAGAAGUGAUCCAUGUUCAUCUCUUCAAUGUAUUAGAAAUAUGAAGGGCUCAUCUGCUUUCA